Fundulus heteroclitus (mummichog) is the source of this 1933-nucleotide messenger RNA. RefSeq names its product t-complex 1 (gene tcp1). The transcript has 12 exons. NCBI's taxonomy places the organism in Eukaryota, Metazoa, Chordata, Actinopteri, Cyprinodontiformes, Fundulidae. Bases 66 to 1742 code for a protein of 558 amino acids. The record is from RefSeq and is a predicted model, not a curated record. Gene Ontology annotation, molecular function: ATP binding; ATP hydrolysis activity; ATP-dependent protein folding chaperone. Gene Ontology annotation, biological process: protein folding. Gene Ontology annotation, cellular component: chaperonin-containing T-complex.
CGGUAAUCGUUUACCCACAAAGCACCGCGGCACUUCCUUUCUUCUCGGUGGUGCAGCGGUCCAAAAUGUCGAUGUUAGAUGGUCCGUUAAAUGUGCUCGGCCAGAGAACUACUGGCGAGUCUGUUCGCACUCAGAAUGUCAUGGCUGCAUCAUCCAUCGCCAACAUCGUCAAGAGCUCCCUGGGACCGGUGGGCCUCGACAAGAUGUUGGUGGACGACAUAGGGGACGUCACCAUCACCAACGACGGGGCCACCAUCCUGAAGCUGCUGGAGGUGGAGCAUCCUGCCGCCAAGGUCCUGUGUGAACUGGCUGAGCUGCAGGACAAGGAGGUCGGAGAUGGGACCACCUCUGUGGUCAUUCUCGCUGCUGAGCUGCUCAAAAGUGCAGAUGAGCUGGUGAAGCAGAGGAUUCACCCCACGUCUGUCAUCAGCGGAUAUCGCUUGGCUUGCAAGGAGGCGGUGCGUUACAUAAAUGAGAAUCUGACCAUUGGGACAGAUGAGCUGGGAAGAGAAUGUCUGAUCAAUGCAGCCAAGACCUCCAUGUCUUCCAAAAUCAUCGGAGUCGAUUCAGACUUCUUCGCCAACAUCGUGGUGGACGCCGCCAUGGCUGUGAAGUUUGUCGACAACAAAGGCGUGGCCAAAUACUCCAUCAACUCUGUGAAUGUGUUGAAAGCUCACGGCCGCAGCCAGAAAGAGAGUUUCCUGGUCAAUGGCUACGCGCUGAACUGUACGGUCGGGUCGCAAGAAAUGGUGAAGCGUGUCGUAAACGCUAAGAUAGCCUGCCUGGACUUCAGCCUGCAGAAGACCAAGAUGAAGAUGGGGGUCCAGGUCAUCAUCAACGACCCGGAGAAACUCGACCAGAUCAGACAGCGGGAAUCUGACAUCACCAAAGAGAGGAUCCAGAAAAUUUUGGCAGCGGGAGCAAAUGUGGUGCUGACCACCGGUGGCAUUGAUGACAUGUGUCUGAAGUACUUUAUAGAUAGCGGAGCCAUGGCAGUGAGACGGGUUCUCAAGAGGGACCUUAAACGCAUCGCAAAGGCAACAGGAGCCACUGUCUGCCCGUCCCUGUCCAAUCUGGAAGGAGAAGAAACGUUUGAAGCAACCAUGCUCGGUCAGGCUGAGGAGGUUGUGCAGGAUAGAAUCUGUGAUGACGAGCUCAUUCUCAUCAAGAAUACAAAAGCACGCUCAUCAGCCUCCAUCAUCCUGCGUGGAGCCAACGACUUCAUGUGCGACGAGAUGGAGCGCUCGCUGCACGACGCUCUCUGCGUGGUGAAGAGGGUCCUGGAGUCCAAGUCCGUUGUGCCAGGAGGAGGCGCUGUUGAGGCCGCUCUGUCGAUUUACCUGGAAAACUACGCUACCAGCAUGGGUUCCAGAGAGCAGCUCGCCAUUGCUGAGUUUGCCAGGUCUCUCCUCGUCAUACCCAAGACUCUGGCUGUGAACGCAGCGCAGGACUCCACCGACCUGGUGGCCAAACUGAGGGCUUUCCAUAAUGAGGCUCAGGUCAACCCCGAGCGCAAGAAUCUCAAAUGGAUCGGUCUGGACUUGGUGAACGGAAAACCCAGAGACAACCGUCAGGCUGGAGUGUAUGAACCCACCAUGGUCAAGACGAAAAGCCUGAAGUUCGCCACCGAGGCUGCCAUCACCAUCCUCCGUAUCGACGACCUCAUUAAACUCUUCCCAGAGCCCAAAGAGGGUGGGAGGUCCUACAGAGAUGCUGUAGAAUCCGGAUCUCUGGAGGGUUGAACUGUUCGCUGGUGCCUGUAGGUUCAACAUCUGUAUUUAUAAGUUACUGAGCUUGCUGGCUAGCGUAGGCCAUGCACUCUGCAUCUCUACAUUUCUCCCACUCCCAUCGUCCUUGGAGUUCAUUCUUCCAAAGGAACUGUUAGUGACUGUUUUGUUUUUGGACACACAAAUAAAGCUUCAGUGGUUGUAAA